CGACCUGACCAGGGCCUCCUACCAGCAUUUCGCGGCGGAUCCGCCAAGAGUAGGGAUUACUCCCGCCAGCGUCCCACGUGUCAGAUCCUUAUCUCCGGUCGCCCCAUUUUUUAUCGCUCAAGGCCUAACACCCUUAGGAACGAGCGCUGGUUACCACUGAUGGUUUCGCUGACAGUCCACAUUUCCGUUCAGGUCCGUGUCCGCUAGUCACACUCACAACUUGUCGUUAAUCGCAUCGCCUCGGGAUUGUACGACCUCACAUCGCUCGCUCUCCAGACCUUAAUGCCUGGACGACCGUCAGGCGCGCCAGAUCAAGCUACGCGGAAGGGAAGGGUGCAUUGGGUUCGGCCACUUCUUUUCCCCUCCUUUUUAAAAAUAAAUAUAUUUUCCCCGCCGCCGCCGCCGUCGUCGUCAUCGUCGUCGUCGUCGUCGGUCCGCUAGUUAGCCGCUCGCUCGCUCCUCCCUCCCGCGUCGCCCGGCUCGCCUUCGGCGAGAUGGCAGCGGCAGCGGCGGCGGGCCUUCAGGCAGCGUCUCUCGCGUACUGCUCCGCGCCGAGCCGUGUUCCCCAUGCAACGAUGAAACCAGCAGCACUGACAGCAGCAGCAGGAGCAGCGCGCCACGUGUCCGCCUCUCCUGCGCCUGUCGGUGCUGCAGCCAGCAGCAGCAGCAGCAGAAGCUGCGGUAGCAGAACCCGCAAAACCCCCACACAACCCUUUUCCAGCCACCGACCACUGCGCGCCGAUCCGACGACGACGACGCUGGCGACGAUGGCGACGAUGCCGACGAGUCCUUACGACGCUAGAAUCGCGAGAUGCAUCGAGCGGCGCCGCUGGCCGAACCCAGAGUGCCGCGAUUGGCGCAAACUCGGCAGAAAGUUGGCGGUCAGAGCCGCGUUAGGUGGCGGGAAUCAAGGCGACGGGAACUCGCAGACCAGUGCUAAUGCUACUGAUAGCGUGAGCGCUGCUAGCGAUACGGCUGCGGAUCUCGCUGCAGCGGCGCAAUCAGCGGCCGCCGCGGCGGGCGCCAUCCCCAUGGAUUCCCCCCGCACCGCUUCCCCCCCGCCGCCCGCCGCCCCCUUGCCCCGCCUCACGCCAUACUCCCUCCUAAAGCUCGUCGUCGCCGCGAUAAUCGCGGUGACCGCCGGCCGCGCCGUGUUUGGCGCCGUGAUCGGCGCUGCGCUGCACCCGGAGGUGCUGCUGCGUGCGAGCUGGCUGCUCGUGGUGUGGCCGUGGCCCGCGGCGGCGCUGAUUGCGGCGUGGACUGCGGCGACGGCGGCGGCGGGUGGGGGAAAGAAGCAGCCGCUGUGGAAGCAGGUGGGCGUGCUGCUCGGCGCGCUGACGUGGCUGAUUCUCGGCUACCUGGACGGGUGGCGUGUGAGUCUGUGUGUGCUGUACGCGGUGUUCUUCAGCGCAUCUGCCGUGGUGCGCCUGCAGCUGUAUGGGGACCUCGCGCCCCCCAGCAAGGACAGGCAGCAGGCCACCGCCACCAGCAGAACGGCGCAGGUUCUCUUUGUCUUAUCCGUGGUGGGAGGCCAUUGGUACGCCGCCUUCGAGUCCGCCUCCCAAUCAGCCUUCCUCACGCUAUCCACCGCUACAACAGCCGCCACAAGCACCGCCACAGCAGCUGGAGCAGCAGCACCACCACCUGUGGUCGCUGCCCCUUUUGCCGCAGCUCUCGACCCCUGGGCGUCGCGGCUGGCCCCUGUGCUGCUGGUGGUGGCCCUGUGGCUGCACUGGGACGCGGCGUUCUUCCUGGGCAAGUACUUCGACCGCCUCGUCGUGCCACGGGCCAUCGUCACCGUAGGGCCGUACCGGUCGCUGCGCCACCCGCUCUACACCUCCUACAUGCUGCUCUUCUGCGCCUUCUGCCUCUCGCUGCACAGCUACAAGGCAAUGCUCUUCCUCUUCGUCGCUUCGCUGCUCUACUACCGGGCGCGCAUCGCACUAGAGGAGGCCAUGCUGCGCAAGUCCUUCCCGGAAUACCAGCAGUACUGUCAGCGCGUGCCCUACCGCCUGCUGCCCUACGUCUACUGAAGAGCCUUUCUUUUAGGCGCCUCAAAAAUACACCGCCAGUACUGCCAGAGUUUGGGGCCCUACCGCCUGCUGCCCUACAUCUACUGAAUCUUUGCUACUGAUGAACGCUGCUCGCCGCACUCUUCCCUCACUGCUCUGUAGCUAGGCUCCUAGGCUUAUGGAUCCCCCAAGAUUCCCAAACUCCGAGGCUCUCUGGUUCCCAGCAUCUCAGGCUCCCAGCCUCCCAGGCACAAGGCCCAAAGGGCAAGGCUAUUCCCACCUCCCUUGUUGCGCCUCUCACUUUCUAGCGUCCGCUCUGUCCUGUGUCUCCUCCUUGUUCCAACUUCAAUAUGUGUCUCCUCCCACUGUCGCCCUUGUUUUCCUCGUCUCCCCCGCUGCUGUCGUUCUCUCAUCGCGUUGCUCUUCCAGCUAUCGGUAUUAGGUCUAGCGUGUGUUUGCGCGAGGCGUACCACAAACCUAUGAUGCUUCCCUCUUUGCCCCCCAUCCAUUCAUCCAUGGCCCCACUCUAUGGCUUCCCUUCCGACGUCCCCUUCUUGCCUCCUGCUUUCCUCUGCAACGUUGCUCUAUUAGGAUUGGAUGGGAUGGGAUGGGAUGGGAUGGGAUCGCUUGGCAUGGCUAUUCUUAGAGCGUGUUCCUGCGGCCUCUUCCCAGCCAACCUCUUCCCAGACUCGCGUGCUACAGUGUCGCGUAAAUUUAACGUGAAGCAGUUUAGUGCGGUUCCGCGUGGUGUGACGCAAGGUUGGGAUUAUAGAGAUUCAAGGUGUCUCCAAACCUGAUUUCAGGCGUGUGGUUUUCAGACGUGCGCAAAUCUGUACAGUGCGAUUUUGACGCGAGCUGAUUCAUUGCGAUUGAGAACGCGAUUCUGAAACGAAUUGGAUUGAAGAGUCCCUCAAACACGUUCUCAGUGGAGGGCCGAUUCUGGGAAGAGGAUGCCUGGGAAGAGGCUU
Messenger RNA from Closterium sp. NIES-67, 2980 nucleotides. The record is from the annotation of a GenBank genome assembly. Lineage: Eukaryota; Viridiplantae; Streptophyta; Zygnematophyceae; Desmidiales; Closteriaceae.